ACAUGUCUAAGCAAUUGAUGGUUUGUUUGGUUCUGGUAGCGGUUUUGGGAGACCAAUUCAUGCAAAUUGAAUGUGCUGGUGGAUUGCUUGACAAAGCAAAGGGAGCCAUAACAAAAGCAAUCAAAAAAGGAGAAAGCAGCCGAACAGCUCUACAUGUCGCUGCUGUGAAUGAUAACUUGAAGGACGUUGAAAAUCUCCUCAAGAAAGGAGCCAAAGUUGAUUCGAGAGACGAAGAACAGCGUACACCUCUUCAUUUGGCUGCCAUGAAUGGAUACAAGGAUGUCACUGAAAUGCUUAUCACGAAAAGAGCCAAAGUUGAUGUCACGGACGAUUUUGAUCGGACACCUCUUCAUUAUGCUGCCAUAAAUGGAUACAAGGAUAUCGCUGAAAUGCUCAUCACGAAAGGAGCCAAAGUUGAUUUACAGGACUCCCAUGAUCGGACACCUCUUCAUCAUGCUGUUAUGAAUAGUAAUUUUGAAUAUUUUCACUUAAUGAGAGAAAGACUUGAUUAA
Sitodiplosis mosellana (orange wheat blossom midge) is the source of this 512-nucleotide messenger RNA. Its product is annotated as putative ankyrin repeat protein RP714. The coding region runs from base 3 to 512 and encodes 169 amino acids. The transcript has 7 exons. Gene Ontology annotation, molecular function: protein binding. Lineage: Eukaryota; Metazoa; Arthropoda; Insecta; Diptera; Cecidomyiidae. The record is from RefSeq and is a predicted model, not a curated record.